GGGGGCGGCUCCUCCCCUGGCCCCGCCGCCGUCGGUCGGGUCGCUGGGCUGGGCGCCGCCGCGGGAGCCUCAGCCUUUUCCGGGGGGCGGGCCCCGCUCCUGCCCCGACAGGUGCGCACCGCGUGCAGGAAUGCGGCGGGCCUGACUCACCAGCGCCUCCUUCCUACCUGCCGCCGCCCCAUAAAGCGGUCCCUCCCCUCCCUGCCGCCCGCCCUCGGGACAGUCCGGCUCUCCGCGCGCCUGCCGCCCAGCCGCCGAGCGGAGCCCACUGCGGGGGAGGGCGGAGGAGGAAGAGGAUGGCGGGGCCGAGCGCCAGCCCCUGGGCCAGGCUGCUGCUGGCAGCCGUGCUUAUCGCCAGCUUCUCCGGGGACAUGGCCAACCGCUGCAAGAAGGCCCAGGUGAAGAGCUGCACCGAGUGCAUCCGUGUGGCCAAGGACUGCGCCUACUGCACUGACGAGACAUUCCUUGAACGGCGCUGCAACACCCAGGCCGAGCUGCUGGCCGCGGGCUGCCGGCUGGAGAGCGUGGUGGUCAUGGAGAGCAGCUUCGAGAUCACCGAGGAGACGGAGAUCGACACCACCCUGCACCGCAGCCAGGUGUCGCCCCAGGCGCUGCGGGUCCGCCUGCGGCCGGGCGAGGAGCAGCACUUCGAGCUGCAGGUGUUCGAGCCGCUGGAGAGCCCCGUGGACCUGUACAUCCUCAUGGACUUCUCCAACUCCAUGUCGGACGAUCUGAACAACCUCAAGCAGAUGGGCGAGCGCCUGGCCGAGGUCCUGCGGAGCCUCACCAGAGACUACACGAUCGGCUUCGGCAAGUUUGUGGACAAAGUCAGCGUCCCCCAGACGGACAUGAGGCCGGAGAAGCUGAAGGAGCCCUGGCCCAACAGCGACCCCCCCUUCUCCUUCAAGAACGUCAUCAGGCUGACCCAAGACGUGGAUGAGUUCCGGAAUAAGCUGCAGGGAGAGCGGAUCUCAGGCAACCUGGACGCCCCCGAAGGCGGUUUUGACGCCAUGCUGCAGACGGCCGUGUGCACGAGGGACAUCGGCUGGCGCCCGGACAGCACCCACCUGCUGGUGUUCUCCACCGAGUCGGCCUUCCACUACGAGGCCGACGGUGCCAACGUGCUGGCCGGCAUCCUGAGGCGGAAUGACGAGGAGUGCCACCUGGACGCCACGGGCACCUACACCCAGUACAAGACGCAGGACUACCCCUCCGUGCCCACCCUGGUGCGCCUGCUGGGCAAGCACAACAUCAUCCCCAUCUUCGCCGUCACCAACUACUCCUACAGCUACUACGAGAAGCUGCACACGUAUUUCCCCGUGUCCUCGCUGGGCGUGCUGCAGGAGGACUCGUCCAACAUCGUGGAGCUGCUGCGGAAGGCCUUCGACAACAUCCGCUCCAACCUGGACAUCCGGGUCCUGGACAUCCCCCGCGGCCUGCGGGCCGAGAUCACCAGCAGGAUCCCGAAGACGAAGUCUGGGUCCUUCCACAUCCAGCGAGGAGAAGUGGGCACCUACCAAGUCCAGCUGCGGGCCAUCGAGGACGUGAACGGGAUGCAUGUGUGCCAGCUGCCGGAGAAUGACAAGAGGGGCCACAUCCACGUGAAGCCUUCCUUCUCCGACGGCCUCAGGAUGGACGCAGAGAUCAUCUGUGAUGUGUGCUCCUGCGAGCUGCAAAAAGAGGUGCAGUCACCUUACUGCAGCGGCCACGGGGACUUCAUGUGCGGGCACUGUGUGUGCUACGAGGGCUGGAGCGGCAAGACCUGCAGCUGCUCCACGGGCUCCCAGAGCGACACCGUCCCCUGCCUGCGGGACGGGGAGGACAAGCCGUGCUCCGGCCGAGGCGAGUGCCAGUGCGGGCGCUGCGUGUGCUACGGGGACGGCCGCUACGAGGGCCAGUUCUGCGAGUACGACAACUUCCAGUGCCCCCGCACCUCCGGGGUCCUCUGCAACGACCGGGGACGCUGCUCCAUGGGCCAGUGUGUGUGUGAGCCGGGCUGGACGGGCCCAAGCUGCGACUGUCCCCUCAGCAAUGCCACCUGCAUCGACAGCAACGGGGGCAUCUGUAACGGGCGCGGCCACUGCGAGUGUGGCCGCUGCCACUGCAACCAGCAGUCCCUCUACACAGACAGCAUCUGCGAGAUCAACUACUCGGCGGUGCGGCUGGGGCUCUGCGAGGACCUGCGCUCCUGCGUGCAGUGCCAGGCCUGGGGCACGGGCGAGAAGAAGGGGCGCUCGUGCGAGGACUGCCGCUUCAAGGUCAAGAUGGUGGACGAGCUUAAGAGAGCGGAGGAGGUGGUGGAGUUCUGCUCCUUCCGGGACGAGGACGACGACUGCAACUACAGCUACACCGUGGAGGGCGACGGCAGCCCCGGGCCCAACAGCACCGUCCUGGUGCACAAGAAGAAGGACUGCCCUCCCCGCUCCUUCUGGUGGCUCAUCCCCCUGCUCAUCUUCCUCCUGCUGCUCCUGGCGCUGCUGCUGCUGCUGUGCUGGAAGUACUGUGCCUGCUGCAAGGCCUGCCUGGCGCUUCUCCCUUGCUGCAACCGAGGUCACAUGGUGGGCUUCAAGGAGGACCACUACCUGCUGCGGGAAAACCUGAUGGCCUCGGACCACCUGGACACACCCAUGCUGCGCAGCGGGAACUUCAAGGGGGUGGACAGGGUCCGCUGGAAGGUCACCAACAAUGUGCAGCGGCCUGGCUUCGCCACCCACACGGCCAGCACCAACCCCACGGAGCUGGUGCCCUAUGGGCUGUCCCUGCGCCUCGCACGCCUUUGCACCGAGAACCUGCUGAAGCCUGAAACCCGGGAGUGCGACCAGCUGCGCCAGGAGGUGGAGGAGAACCUGAACGAGGUGUACAGACAGAUCCCCGGCUCGCACAGGCUCCAGCAGACCAAGUUCCGGCAGCAGCCCAACGCCGGGAAGAAGCAGGACCACACCAUUGUGGACACGGUGCUGAUGGCGCCCCGCUCCGCCAAGCAGUCCCUGCUGAAGCUGACGGAGAAGCACGUGGCCCAGGGGGCCUUCCACGAGCUCAAGGUGGCCCCCGGCUACUACACCCUCACUGCGGACCAGGAUGCCCGGGGCAUGGUGGAGUUCCAGGAGGGCGUGGAGCUGGUGGAUGUCCGGGUGCCCCUCUUCAUCCGGCCCGAGGAUGACGACCAGAAGCAGCUGAUGCUGGAGGCCAUCAACGUGCCCGUGGGUACUGCCACCCUCGGCCGCCGCCUGGUAAACAUCACCGUCAUCAAGGAGCAAGCCACCGGGAUCGUGUCCUUCGAGCAGUCCGAGUACCUGGUCAGCGGCGGGGAGCCCGUGGCCCGCAUCCCCAUCGUGCGGCGCAUCCUGGACAACGGCAAGUCCCAGGUCACCUACCGCACCCAGGACAACACGGCGCAGGGCAAACGGGACUACGUCCCCACGGAGGGCGAGCUGCUGUUCCAGCCCGGGGAGACCUGGAAGGAGAUCCAGGUGAAGCUCCUGGACCUGCAAGAGAUGGACUCCCUCCUGCGGGGCCACCAGGUCCGCCGCUUCCACGUCCACCUCAGCAACCCCAAGUUUGGGGCCCGCCUGGGCCAGCCCCACUCAGCCACUGUCAUCAUCGGGGACCGAGAUGACCUGGAGCAGAACUUCAAGAGCCAGACCCUGUCAAGGCUCACAGGCGCUCACAGUGACCUGGGUGCCCCACAGAACCCCAAUGCCAAAGCUGCGGGGUCCCGGAAGAUCCACUUCAACUGGCUGCCCCCUUCUGGCACACCGACUGGGUACAGGGUGAAGUACUGGAUCCAGGGUGACUCAGAGGCCGAAGCCCACCUGCUGGACAGCAAGGUGCCCUCAGUGGAGCUCACCAACUUGUACCCGUACUGCGACUACGAGAUGAAGGUGUGCGCCUACGGGGCGCAGGGCGAGGGCCCCUACAGCCCCCUGGUGUCCUGCCGCACCCACCAGGAAGUACCCAGUGAGCCCGGGCGCCUGGCGUUCAACGUGGUAUCCUCCACUGUGACCCAGCUGAGCUGGGCGGAGCCCGCCGAGACCAACGGCGAGAUCACGGCCUACGAGGUCUGCUACGGCCUGGUCAACGAGGACAACCGACCCAUCGGGCCCAUGAAGAAGGUGCUGGUGGACAGCCCCAAGAAGCGGAUGCUGCUCAUCGAGAACCUGAAGGAGUCGCAGCCGUACCGCUACACCGUGAAGGCGCGCAACGGGGCGGGCUGGGGGCCCGAGCGGGAGGCCAUCAUCAACCUGGCCACCCAGCCCAAGCGGCCCAUGUCCAUCCCCAUCAUCCCCGACGUCCCCAUCGUGGACGCCCAGAGCGGGGGCGACUAUGACAGCUUCCUCAUGUACAGCGACGACGUGCUACGCUCGCCAGGCGGCAGCCAGAGGCCCAGCGUCUCCGACGACACCGGCGCCACCUGGAAGUUCGAGCCCCUGCUCGGGGAGGAGCUGGACCUGCGGCGCGUCACGUGGCGGCUGCCCCCGGAGCUCAUCCCGCGCCUGUCGGCCAGCAGCGGGCGCUCCUCCGACGCCGCCGAGCCGCCCCGCGGGCCCCCGGAAGACGGCGCCGAAGGGGGCGCGGGGGCCGCGGUGGCGGAGGGCGGCGGCUCGGCUCGCAGCGCCACGCCGGGGCCCCACGGAGAUCACCUGGUAAACGGGCGGAUGGACUUCGCCUUCCCGGGCAGCGCCAACUCCCUGCACAGGAUGACCACGGCCAACGCCGCCUAUGGCACCCACCUGAGCCCGCACCUGUCUCACCGGGUGCUGAGCACGUCCUCCACCCUCACCAGGGACUACCACUCGCUGACCCGCACGGAACACUCCGGCACGCUGCCCAGGGACUACUCCACCCUCACGUCCCUGUCCUCAACCAGCUCCCGCAUGGCUGCUGGUGUGCCCAACACGCCCACCCGCCUGGUGUUCUCGGCCCUGGGGCCCACGUCUCUGAAAGUGAGCUGGCAGGAGCCGCAGUGUGAGCAGGCGCUGCAGGGCUACAGCGUGGAGUAUCAGCUGCUGAACGGCGGCGAGCUGCACCAGCUCACCAUCCCCAGCCCCAGCCAGACGUCCGUGGUGGUGGAGGACCUGCUGCCCAACCAUUCCUACGCGUUCCGGGUGAGGGCGCGGAGCCAGGGCGGCUGGGGCCCCGAGCGCGAGGGCGUCAUCACCAUCGAGUCGCAGGUGCACCCUCAGAGCCCGCUCUGCCCCCUGCCAGGCUCCGCCUUCACGCUGAGCACGCCCAGCGCCCCGGGCCCACUGGUGUUCACCGCCCUGAGCCCAGAUUCCCUGCAGCUGAGCUGGGAGCGGCCGCGCAGGCCUGACGGGGACAUCCUGGGCUACCUGGUGACCUGCGAGAUGGCCCACGGAGGAGAGCCCGCCACCACGUUCCUGGUGGACGGCGACAGUCCUGAGAGCAGGCUGACCGUGCCGGGCCUCAGCGAGAACGUGCCCUACAAGUUCAAGGUGCAGGCCAAGACCACCCAAGGCUUUGGGCCCGAGCGUGAGGGUAUCAUCACCAUUGAGUCCCAGGAUGGAGGCCCCUUCCCGCAGCUGGGCAGCCACUCCGGGCUCUACCAGCACCCGCUGACAGGCGAGUACAGCAGCAUCACCACCACCCACAGCAACACCACCGAGCCCUUCCUCCUGGAUGGACUAACCCUGGGGUCCCAGCACCUGGAAGCAGCUAGCUCCCUCACCCGGCACGUGACCCAGGAGUUCGUGAGCCGCACGCUGACCACCAGCGGGACCCUCAGCAGCCAGGUGGACCAGCAGUUCUUCCAGACCUGAGCUCCCCAACCCCAGCCCGGCUCUGUCCAGAGCCUGGGCCCCCACUGCCUGCUCCCCUCGCCUCAGCUGCACUGUUCUUGGACCCCUAGUGGCCCCGUCCACCCGCAUGCUAGUCAUGGAGCCAGCGCCUCUUGGGGGCACACGUCCUCUGGGAGGCACGGAGGGGACCUCUGGCUGCCCGUCCACCCUUCCCAAGCACGCCUGUAACCACAGAGCUGGGGCCAGCAUGACAAGGACCCUGCUUUGUUCCGCACUUAAUACAAGAUUUUGCUACCA
Phyllostomus hastatus (greater spear-nosed bat) is the source of this 6053-nucleotide messenger RNA. RefSeq names its product integrin subunit beta 4 (gene ITGB4). The transcript has 40 exons. Gene Ontology annotation, biological process: cell migration; cell adhesion mediated by integrin; integrin-mediated signaling pathway. Gene Ontology annotation, molecular function: integrin binding. The record is from RefSeq and is a predicted model, not a curated record. Gene Ontology annotation, cellular component: membrane; focal adhesion; cell surface. The coding region runs from base 297 to 5777 and encodes 1826 amino acids. NCBI's taxonomy places the organism in Eukaryota, Metazoa, Chordata, Mammalia, Chiroptera, Phyllostomidae.